This is a messenger RNA of Caenorhabditis remanei, 3132 nucleotides long. RefSeq lists its product as uncharacterized. Gene Ontology annotation, molecular function: zinc ion binding; nucleic acid binding; aspartic-type endopeptidase activity. The transcript has a single exon. The record is from RefSeq and is a predicted model, not a curated record. NCBI's taxonomy places the organism in Eukaryota, Metazoa, Nematoda, Chromadorea, Rhabditida, Rhabditidae. Bases 1 to 3132 code for a protein of 1043 amino acids. Gene Ontology annotation, biological process: proteolysis.
AUGCUGUCAGCUGCGAAAUCCCAAGUAACGAAGACGGCCACACUGGUGACGCAUCUUGCGGAUGAAGCAGAACGCUCAGUUGAGACAUAUAAAGCCCUCGAAAACAACGCUCUCAGAGAUCACGCAAAGAACAUAACCAGCGAGGCAAAGAAGCUACAGAGGUCCAUGGAGAGGCUCAAGAACUACAUGGAAGCGCUGGAGAAAGGAUUCAAUGCGACGGUCGAAGACAGAGAGCCGACACAGGAGGAGCUGGAUUGUCUUGACGCAUAUGCGGCAAAGUAUGCCGAUGCAUACGAGAGAGCCGCAGAGGUACUCGACGACCUCAACAUUGAGCUCGAAAGAGCCACAGAGAAUUUGGAGGAUUAUCGAUCCACUCGUUCAUCGCAAAGCGUUCAUGAGGCAGAAGAUAACCAAGAGGAUCCAUUGCAUGAAGCAGAAGGAAACCAAGAUGUUACGCUGCAGGAAGACGCCACAUAUGAAGUACGGAACGAUAACGCAACGCUCAUUGAAAUUCUGCAAGGAUUUCAAAGAGCCAAUUCAGUCAAGCAAACGGAGUUGAAGAAGUUCAAAGGAGAUAGAUGGGAGUUCGAGAGGUUUAUGACCAUCUUCGAGGAGGUCAUCGGAAAAUCGAACAUGCGCGAGUUAUUGAAACUCAAUUAUCUAUUGAACGCCCUGGAAGGAGAACCCAGGGAACACAUCGAAUCGUUUGAGCUGACUGACGCCAACUAUCGACCAGCACUUGCCGCCCUGAAGAAGAAGUACGGGGACAAGAAAAAGGCUGUGUCGGAUUUACUAUCAAGGCUUAAGAAGGAAGAAGCCAGGAGCGAGUCUAUUAAGGACCAAAGGAGACUACUGGACAAAGUAACGGCCAUAGCCAACCAGUUGCUGCUCACGGACGAGAAAAUAGACAACACGCUCACACAAGAACUGAUCAUUGAGAAGUUCACUUUCCAAAUCCAGAAGGAGGUAUACGGAUGUAAGCUGGAUCGACCUGAAGAAUGGACGAUCCGUCAACUCCUCAAAGAUUUGGACAACAUCAUCACCAGGGAUGAAGAACUCCUGGAAUUGCUGUCAAAACGGUCACAAGACAAGAGUGGAAAGGACGGGAAGGACAAGAAGCCGAACGCUCGCAACGAGAAAUCUUCCGCGGACAACAAUCGAUUCCAGGAAAAGAAGGCGAGGAAGUGCUUGAUCUGUAACCGAGAGAACCACUACAUGUCUCAAUGCAGGACAAUGCCCAAUCCAAUUGACCGUACGAAAUUUUUGGAAAAAGAAGAUAGAUGUGGUCAAUGUUUACGCAAAGGACACAAGACGUCAAAUUGCCCUGGCAGAAUCUGCAAUAAGUGCAACAAGCCGGGGCACCACUUCGGUAACUGUCCAAACAAUGACUCAACUUCUCAUCAGAAGAAGACGGAGAAGAAAGACAAACAGAAGCCGACACAGGGACGCACGAUGGCUGCAAGCAUCAACGCAGAGUGUAACCAUGAGUCACAAGAUUCAAACGAAGAGGACACGAAAGACAAAAAGACUGCAGCAGCAACGACUCGUCCUAGCGGGGACACCACAACUUCUAUUCCAACUAUUCAAGCUGAAGCGUACAAUCCACACAAUUCCAAAUGGGAACGCAUCUCACUGAUGAUCGACACCGGAGCCGAUCUCACAUUCAUUUCGGAGAAGAUUGCGAACACCUGGAAACUCCCAAUAAUAAAGAAAGAUAAGUUUUCCCUAACUACUUUCAAAUCAGGAGAACAGAAACCAGGAGCAUACGCACUUACGAAAGUGAAAUGCAGAGUACCGAAUUCGAACAAGGAAUUGGAAAUCACACCCUACAUAUCAGAUCAAUUGGUAGGAAGGAUCAAGAAGAGGACGCUUCCGCCAGAGGACAUGAUGUACAUCCUGAAGAACGACAUCAGGAUGAACAAGGACGCUUUCGAGACAUCAGUUGUACCAGACAUGAUCAUCGGAGAUGAUUUCGUCACACUGAUUCUCACUGGAAACAUGGUACGUCUACCAUCAGGAAUGGCACUGCUGGAUACUGUAUUCGGGAAUACAACUAUUGGACGACCGAGAGAUUCACAAAUCGAGCUCAAUCCAUCGGAACACUACAUGUUCACAGCAAUUGGAAAAACAGCAAUCGAUGAAGCUCAAAGAGUCGAGGAGCAGCAGAAGAGAGACACCACCAUGAAGAAGCCGGAAGAGUUCACAGGAUCGCUUGUCAACGAGAAAGCAGAAAUGGAGCGAGCGACUGUGGAACAUUUCAAGAGGACUGUGGAAAAGAGAGAUAAGUCAUAUUACGUUCGCUUGCACAUGAAAGAGGAUCGCGAGGAGUUACCUGAUAACUACUCAAUCGCUGAGAAGAGACUCAUUAGUGUAGGACGACAAUACUCGAAAGAAGUAUUGAAAACGAUCGACACAGUAUUCCAAGACCAACUCGAGAAAGGAAUACUGGAAAUCGUUGACGCACACGAACGAACGGGAAAAAGACUUGUACACUACAAUCCGCACCAACCAGUCUUCACGCCAACGAAGACAACCACAAAAUGCAGAGUGGUUGUAGAUGGCUCCGCACACUUCAAGAACAAACCAUCCCUCAACGACCAGAUACAUCAAGGACCCACCAUUCUUCCGGACUUGAUGGGGAUGCUUUUACGUUUCCGAUCAGGAAAAACGGCUGUCACCUCGGACGUCGAGAAGGCUUUUUUGCAAGUCUAUCUCCAUGAGGAUGACAGAGAUGCUACAAGACUGCUAUGGGUCAAAGACAUCAACAAGGACUUCACAGGAGACAACAUCAUGGUGCUCCGCUUCACUCGAGUCCUUUUCGGUCUAAAUGUAAGCCCUUUCUUGUUAGCAGCAACGAUUAACCAUCACCUGGAGACAAUCAACGACCAGGACAUGGCCCGUGAGAUGUCUUACAAUCUGUAUGUGGACAAUCUUCUGAUGACAACGGAUAUGGAUCCAGGGAACAUCAUCAAACUAUACAGUUGCCCCAAGGAGACGUUCAAUGAAAUGGGAAUGAAUCUACGAGAAUUCACAACCAACUCCAAGGAACUGCGAGAGAUGAUUCCAGAGAAAGACGCAUCAGAAGAUACCACGCCCAAAGUAUUGGGAAUACCAUGGGACAUCGUGUAUUAA